GGGUUUGGUCAACGUUUGUUAGGGGGGGUUUUGUCCUCGGAGUUGCGUCCGUUCGUGUCAUGAAGGUGGUGCCCGCCGCCCCCGCCGUCUCCCCGGGCCCUAGCUGCCCUCUCAAGGGCGCGGGGGGAGACCCUUUGCCGCGGGGCCUCUCGGAGCAGAGCGUGACGCUGUCCCGCGUGGGCGGCAGCGGCAGCCCAACUUCCCGGGGAUUGCCUCUCGGGCCGGACCAAGCGGCCGCCGCCGCCGCCGCCUCGCUGCUUCUGGACAUGAAAGGCUGCUACUCGCGCCUGGCCGCCCUGGUGCCCACUUUGCCUCGCCACCGCCGCGUCUCCAAGGUGGAGAUCCUCCAGCACGUGAUCGACUACAUUUGGGAUCUCCAACUCGAGCUGCAGGACCCGUUGGGCACCGGGGCGCCCCCUCCGCGGGGCGUGGACGAGCCGGCCGGAGGAGCCGAGGCUGCUUGCGUUAGCUCGGAUGACCGAAUCCUGUGUCGCUGAAAGAUCCUCUUUAAGCCUGCCGGAAGAUCUGUCGAUCUGUGGAAACGCUUCCUAUCCCUCCAAUGGCUGGGAAAU
This is a messenger RNA of Pseudonaja textilis, 572 nucleotides long. RefSeq names its product inhibitor of DNA binding 1 (gene ID1). The record is from RefSeq and is a predicted model, not a curated record. Gene Ontology annotation, biological process: cell differentiation; circadian regulation of gene expression; negative regulation of transcription by RNA polymerase II. Lineage: Eukaryota; Metazoa; Chordata; Lepidosauria; Squamata; Elapidae. Gene Ontology annotation, cellular component: nucleus; cytoplasm. Gene Ontology annotation, molecular function: transcription regulator activity; protein dimerization activity.